Aspergillus melleus is the source of this 762-nucleotide messenger RNA. RefSeq lists its product as uncharacterized. The transcript is spliced from 5 exons. NCBI's taxonomy places the organism in Eukaryota, Fungi, Ascomycota, Eurotiomycetes, Eurotiales, Aspergillaceae. The coding region runs from base 1 to 762 and encodes 253 amino acids. Gene Ontology annotation, molecular function: oxidoreductase activity, acting on the CH-OH group of donors, NAD or NADP as acceptor. The record is from RefSeq and is a predicted model, not a curated record.
AUGUCUCGAUUCUCUCUAACCGGUCGCACUGCACUCGUCACUGGCGGUGCUCGAGGCUGUGGCCUGGCGUUCGCGAGAGGGCUCGCUGAAGCUGGGGCCAAUGUAGCUGUGUUUGAUAUUAUCGAGCCAAGCGAAGGGUUUCAUUCUAUGGAAAAGGACUAUGGUAUUCGCACAGCAUUCUACAAAGUCGAUGUUUCCUCUCAAGAGUCUCUCGAAAACGCCUUCAAAGCUUUCCAAUCUGACUUCUCCAAUGCCCUGGACAUUUGCGUCCCCUGUGCUGGGAUUAAUCGCCACCUCCCGUUCCUUGAGUUCACCUUCAAAGACCACCAAGACCUAUUAUCAAUCAAUGUGAUGGGUCUGUUUUUCACGGCCCAAUUAGCAGCGAAGCAGAUGAUCGCCAACGGGACCAAACAUGGCAGUAUUGUCCUAGUGGCGAGCAUGGCGAGCCACGUUGCCGUCAGAGAUCAGCUUUGUAGCGCAUACUGUGGAUCCAAAGGGGCUGUGAGGGCGAUGUGUCCGGCUAUUGCGAAGGAGAUGGCGCCUUAUGGCAUCCGAAUGAAUUCAAUCUCUCCAGGAUAUGUCCGCACCGAGAUGACGGCCGCGUUCCCCCAUCUUGUGGAAAAUUGGAAAGCCGACGCGAUGAACGGCCGGAUUGCCGAACCCGACGAUAUCAUGGGGGCGUGCGUUUUCCUGGCCAGCGACGCAAGCGCAUACAUGACCGGGGCAGAUAUUGUCGUGGAUGGGGGGGUGACGAAGUGGUAG